UGCAUUAAACAUUUGAUGGCGAGAAACUCAGUGGACCGUAUCAUUAGUGAGGUGUAUGUUCCAGGAAGGCUUUUGUAUUUGUUGUGUAUGCAGGUCAGAGGAGUGAGAAGUGAGAGUCUUGUCUCCUGGAGUCGAGUGAUUAGUGGACGCUCUCCAGAGCUGGUUGUUCGAGUCAAGAAGAUGACAUCAAACCGCCUUGUGACAUUUGCAGCUUUCUUGCUAAUGACAACGUGUGUUGUGGAAACACAAGGAUUCCUUGAAACAUCGAUCUACACCUCUGAGCUUAAAUCCAAAGACGGCCACCCCAACCAAUUGAGACAAAAACGACAAUCCAGUACAUAUGCACUGGAAUACAUUGUGGUGGUAGAGAUAAAUGUUUCAGAAGUGAUUUUGAUACAGCAGCUCAAGUCAUCAGUCGCUGUUCAGUUAAACAACUCGACUCGAAUCUCUACUGUGGAAAUAACAACUGUGUGCCAAUUAAAUAAUUCUGGAUUCCAGUGCAUGUGUGAGGAUCAGUAUUUUUGGCCAUGUGACAAGUGCAUGCAAUAUGGGCAAUGCAACAACAACAACAACAACACCGCAUCCUCAUGUAAUUGCAUCAAUGGUGUUCCAAAUGAUGGACAGUUCUGCCAGCCACUAAAUAACAUAGCAAAUGGCAGCACAUGCACAACUCCACCUGCACCGAUAGAGUUUCAGCAAAGUAUGUCGCUGACUUUAGAUGAAAAGUUUGAUGUUGCACUCACCAACCCAAACAGUGCGACGUACAGUAAAUAUAAUACCACACUCGUGAAGGCAAUUGAUUUUAGUUAUAGAAACAUGACCGGCUACAAACCUGGCUCAGUAAGAAUUCUCAGGUUCAGGGCUGGUAGUGUAAUUGUAGACUUUACAAUCAACACCACUGUAAAGGAGCCUGACUUCAAAGCCGCAAACUCUGAGCUCUCUCAGAUACUUACUUUGAAUGGAUUUAAAGUUGCUGAAAACGCUUUUGCGUACAGUGAGGAGUACGACCUGCUGAAUAGCUCAGGACAAAUAUACCCUCUGCAAGACUUGCAGUUAAUUUGUGCUCUCCCGAUUGAUGUAAUGGGAAACAUUCAAUGGCAAGUGAACGGAGUUGAUCCUUUUCUAAAUCCUGUGAAAUACAGGCUUCUCAACAACAACCGCACUCUUAUAGUCAACAGUGUGAGUGCAGAAGACACUGGGACAUAUGAAUGCAUAAGAACAGGCAAUUCCCUCAGCCAUAUCCAGUGGCAAAGACUUGUGAUCCCGCCCUAUCCCAAUAUCCAAGUAGAUCCUGAUAAGGUGUUUAAAUGUGGCAAUUUGUCCAUACCGCUACAAUGCUGCGCCCAAAACAGCUACACAAUUGAGUGGACCAAGGACUCCAUGACUUCACUGACACCUCCAGGUCCAGGCUCAGGCUGUAUCAUGUACAGCUAUACUGUCUGGAAACAGGAUUGUGAAGCCGCUGACAUUGCAGUCAGUUUCACAUGUCGACUUUCUGACACCAGUCUGAGUGUAUUCAAUUACAGCUCGAAAAGCAUAUCGAUAGGAUUAACCAAAAAAGCGUUCGACUGCGAAGACAGCAGCUUCGGUGUGGGCUCUGUUAACCAGACAACAUUCAGACAAUGUAAUGGAAAUGAGACUGGCAUUCAGUGGGCAGUGUGUAAUAAUGCAGGAAAGUGGAGCAUAAUAUCAGACAACUGCACCCUUCGUGUCAUUCAGAACCUGGCAGAUCAAGCUAAAUAUUUACUCCCGGAGCAAGUCCCAACAUUCAUUGCUAACCUUAGUAAUGCUGCUACAAUUAAUUCUGAGGACAUCGCCACUGUUCCUGUCAAUCUCCUGAAAGUCGUAGAUGUACUCAGCACACUUGCGACUAUUUCAAAUACACAAUCAUUUACAGUCAACAAAACCGUGAUGGUGAAUUUCCUCAACACUGUGGACGUCAUUACAUCAGAGAAAGCCCAAGCGACGUGGACUAGUUUAAACAAUGACAAAGCGACAGGAAAUGCGAGCUCUGUGCUUCUUCAGUCGAUCGAAAUUAUCGGAAGCAGUUUCUCGGACAAUAACUUUUCAAUAACAACAUCAAAUAUCCAGCUUGUGAGGAACUUUAACAACCUGAUCCAGGGAAUCCUUGGCACAAAUGCUUCUACUCAGAUAGUCAUUCCAGAGACUAGCACACCCUUCCCGGUCACAGUCAUCAUCUUCUCAGCAUUUGACAGCGUGCUACCUGUUCGCAAUGCGACCUUCAGUGACAGCAAUGAAACCAGCACCAAAAUCAAUGGAGAUGUGGUUAUGAUUAAAGGAGAUUCCUUAAUAAGCAACAUCUCUCUUGGCUACAGUGUUAUAAAUCAGUCAUUAGGAAACCCACAGUGUGUCUUCUGGAACUUCAGUCUUUUGGAUGGACUUGGUGCCUGGGACUCUACUGGAUGUGAACUGAAGCCAGGAGGUGAUCAAACCAAGAGAUUAACAUGCCAGUGCAACCACACGACCUCGUUUUCGAUCCUGAUGUCACCGUUCUCUCUGGAAAAUGAUGCUCUAGCCUAUAUAACCUACAUCGGCGUAGGCGUUUCGAUUGGCAGCUUGGUUUUGUGCCUCCUUUUCGAAAGCCUUAUUUGGAAAUUUGUGUCGAAAACGGAUACAUCUUACAUGCGUCACAUCUCCAUAGUCAACAUGGCUCUGUCCCUUCUUGUCGCCGAUAUAUGCUUCAUUAUUGGAGCUGCGAUAGGAAUACCAGGCCAGAAGACACCAGUGGGUCCAUGCAGUACCGUCACCUUCUUUAUCCACUUCUUUUACCUCGCACUCUUCUUCUGGAUGCUGCUGUCUGCACUCUUGCUUCUCUAUCGCACUGUGGUAAUUUUCUCCAGGAUGUCCAGGGCUAUGAUGAUGACCAUAGCCUUUACUGUCGGCUACGGAGCUCCAUUAAUAAUUGCCGUCAUCACGGUGGCAGUAACAGCUGGAAACGGGGGAUACAUUCAAGAAGAAAAUACUUGCUGGCUCAACUGGUAUAAAACAAAGGCUAUACUGGCAUUCGUGAUUCCAGCUCUGCUCAUCGUGCUUAUAAAUCUCCUGGUGCUUAUUGUGAUCAUAUAUAAGAUUGUGAGGAGUGGAUUUUUGGCCAGCAUUCAGCGAGAUGACAAACGUGCCUUAGUAAUGAUUGCCAGGUGUGUGGGCAUUUUAACCCCUCUUUUUGGUCUAACAUGGGGAUUCGGGAUCGGAACCAUGGUGUCGUCAGCCUACGGGAUUCAUGUGGUGUUUGCGGUCCUUAAUUCAUUACAGGGCUUCUUCAUAUUAGUUUUUGGGACGCUUCUGGAUUAUAAGAUUUUUGGCAUUCUUUUAGGAAGGUGGAGGCAGAUGAACUUUAGCUCUAAACCUAAAGGGAGUGUCCUUGAUGGAUCUUCAAACAGAAGGGGUUUCUAUCACUUCUUUCCCAGGAGAUAUGGCUACAACAUAUCUACAGCAGCCUUUACUUCAGAUGCACCAUCCAGCAGCACAGAAACGUUUAGGUUCACUGAUAAAUAAUGUGUUUUUACAGCACAGGUAUCACCAUGAAGAUAUGCUUUACAUGGGUUGAAGUGGAAGAUUCUCACCAUCUGUUUAUUCCGGUUAUUGCUAAUUAAAAUGAAUACUAAGACUGUGCUUGCAACUUUGA
Silurus meridionalis is the source of this 3646-nucleotide messenger RNA. Its product is annotated as adhesion G-protein coupled receptor F1-like. Gene Ontology annotation, biological process: G protein-coupled receptor signaling pathway; cell surface receptor signaling pathway. The transcript has 19 exons. The record is from RefSeq and is a predicted model, not a curated record. Gene Ontology annotation, molecular function: G protein-coupled receptor activity. Lineage: Eukaryota; Metazoa; Chordata; Actinopteri; Siluriformes; Siluridae. Bases 16 to 3516 code for a protein of 1166 amino acids. Gene Ontology annotation, cellular component: membrane.